Molecule: messenger RNA, 873 nt
Organism: Acanthocheilonema viteae
Lineage: Eukaryota; Metazoa; Nematoda; Chromadorea; Rhabditida; Onchocercidae
Source: the annotation of a GenBank genome assembly
AUGAAUUAUCGAUGUUCGUGGCCCGUUGCUCCUCCAGUGGCGUCUUUCACGUGUCCACAUACAGUUGAUCAUCCAACUUUGUCCAUGCGACAAGUACAAGGUCUAACUCCCACACAUACGCGCUGUACUUUGUGCCCCAAUGUAAAAAGCUAUGCUGCAGAGGGAAAAAUUGCACAGCUUUUUAAUGAAUCGACGGGAGGCACCUUCAGUAGUAUCGAAGCAGUUUUGACUGCUAUAAAUUCCAUUGCUGAUAUGCUCAAUACCACUCAUCAUGCAGUUUUUAGUUCUUUUCAAGCUGUAUUUGGUGCGUUGGACGAGUUUGCAAAGCUGAAAACACAGGUGCCUAAUGUCAUUACAUUCGACUUUUCAUUAAAAGAUUUUCAUAUUACAUGUUUUGAUAGACUUAAUGGCAUUGCUGUAAGGAGCAGAAUCGCUGCACAGGAAACUUCAGCACAAUUGAUUUCUUCCAAUUCAUUUCGUUGGUUACCUUCAUUGAUAUUUUGGUUAAUCGCAGUAGGUGUGCCUUAUUUGAUGUAUCAGUCAAUUGGAGGAAUGACGGAUGAGUCAAUGAAAUGGACAACAGGAAAAGCUGGUUAUUACGAAGCACUGGCGACAGAAGAUCAUGAUACUGAGGAAAAUGAUAAAAUAUCAUUUAAACGUGGCGAUAUUUUGCGUAUUGCUCCUAGAGAAUAUCAACCGCGAAGGCUUGGCUAUAUUUUGGCAUGCUCAUUAGAUGGUAAAAAAGUGGGAUUGGUCCCAAUUAAGAAAAUUCGGUUGACAAAACGAGUCGUAGAAUCAUCCGCCUUUACUGGACAAGAUGCUGUUCAGUUGUUUGAUGCUGCGCACGCUUCUGAAAAUGAUUUAUAUGAUUGA